Messenger RNA from Helianthus annuus (common sunflower), 3051 nucleotides. Its product is annotated as putative pentatricopeptide repeat-containing protein At1g12700, mitochondrial. Bases 1 to 1992 code for a protein of 663 amino acids. The transcript is spliced from 3 exons. NCBI's taxonomy places the organism in Eukaryota, Viridiplantae, Streptophyta, Magnoliopsida, Asterales, Asteraceae. The record is from RefSeq and is a predicted model, not a curated record. Gene Ontology annotation, molecular function: protein binding.
AUGAUGAAUACCACAAACUCUGUUCUUCAUGCUUUCAGAGGUAAUUCUAUUACCAACUCCCCUUUCUUAUCUUUCCAGUUAGGUUUGCAAUACGGUACUCACUCGCAUGUGAUUGAUAAAAUUACCAACUUGAAUGAUGCACUCAACCUGUUCGAUGAAAUGUCACAGAGACGCCCUUUGCCAUCUAUUGUUAUGUUCACUCAGUUGUUGAAUGCUGUUACUAAAAUGAAACAUUUUCCCUCUUCUCUUCAUCUUUUCAACCAAAUGUGUUCUCUUGGUGUCCCUGUUAAUGAAUAUUCUAUGAGCAUUGCAAUCAAGUGUUGUUGUCAGUUGUAUCGCACCAAAGACGGUUUCGCAGUCCUAGGAAGCUGCUUUAGGCGAGCUAUUGCACCCAAUGUCUUCAUAUUUAAUGCACUCUUAGACGGACUCGUCCUCGAAGAUAAGAUUCUUGAAGCAGAGAAUCUAUUCAAGAAGCUUAUUAAACAAAAACUUUGUGAACCUUAUGUAGUUACUUACAACACAAUGAUUAAAGGGCUUUGCAAGUUCGGUAAUAACGUUACAGCAGUUGCUUUGCUCAGGCUAAUGGAACAAACAAACUGCAAGCCUGAUAUUUUUACAUAUAACACCAUCAUUGAUAGUCUUUUCAAGGAUAAAAUGAUAGAUGACGCUUUCAAGCUCUUUAAAGAAAUGGUAUCUUACAAAGGUAUUCUACCAGAUGUCAUCACCUACAACUCUUUAAUUUGUGGUCUUUGUAAAUUAGGUCGUUGGGAUGAGGCCUCAAAGCUGCUAAAAGAAAUGGAGGAUGAGAACAUUUCUCCGGAUGUGCAAACCUUUAAUGUAUUAGCUGAUGCAUUUUGCAAGGAAGGUAAAGUAGAAGAAGCUGAGGCUGUUAUCAACAUCAUGGUUGCGAGAGGUAAGGCUCCAGAUUUAGUGACAUACAACUCACUUAUUGAUGGUUACUGUCUGCGAGGUGAAAUGAUUAAAGCAAGGGAGAUUUUUGAUUCCAUUACACAUAGAGGCCUCGUUCCUGAUGUUGUUACUUACAAUAGCUUAUUGAAUGGGUAUUGCAAGAAUCGGAAUAUAGAAGAGGCAAUGCAAAUGUUUCCUCAAAUGACCAGACAAGGUUUAAAACCCAAUGUGGUCACUUACAACACCAUGUUACAAGGAUUGUUUCAGGUUGGGCGUUGUGUAGAUGCACACAAACUCUUCGAUGAGAUGCAUGCACAAGGCCUAAUUCCAGACCAAUGCACGUAUCGAAUAAUCUUAGAGGGCCUUUGCAACAACCGUCAAGCAGAAGAGGCUCUCUCUUUGUUUCAUUUGUUGGGUGAUUCAAAACUUAAUUCUGAUAUCGUUGUGUACAAUAUCCUCAUUGAUGGUGCAGGAAAAUAUGGGAAAGUGGAUAUUGCGAGGGUUCUUUUCCAAGGUCUAAUUGAUAAAGGCUUGCAACCUAAUGUUCGUACAUGCACUGUGAUGAUAAGUGGUUUUUGUCAGGAAGGUCUAUUGGGGGAAGCCAAGUUGUUGUUUCUUAAAAUGGAUGAGAGUGGCUGCCCGCCAAAUGAUGUUACUUACCGUGUUCUUCUCCAAGGAUAUCUAAAGAACCAGCACUAUGAUGAUGUGGUGAUGCUUUUACAGGAAAUGGAUGAUAGAGGUUACACACUUGAUGCGUCAACUUUAACAUUAUUAAUAGAUCAGAUCGCAGCUGGUUCACUAGAUAGGAGUAUGCUAAAGUUGUUCGGUAAGCUUGUGCCAAAAGAAUUAAUGGACGAUCCUAGCUUAUGCGACUGGGAGUCUGUAACUCCGUUAAGUCAGGAUAAAAUGAUGGAUGAUGCUUUCAAGCUCUUUAAAGAAAUGGUAUUUGAAAAAGGAAUUUUACCAAAUGUCAUUACCUACACCUCUGUAAUUCAUGGCCUUUGUAACUUAGGUCGUUGGGAUGAGGCCUCAAAGCUGCUAGAAGAAAUGGAGGAUGAUUUCUCCAGAUGUACGUACCUUUAGUUGAUGCUUUUUGCAAGGAAGGUAAAGUAGAAGAAGCUGAGGCUAUUAUCAACAUCAUGAUUGAGAGAGGUGAGGUUCCAGACAUACAACUCACUUAUUGAUGGUUACUGUCUGCGAGGUGAAAUGAUCAAAGCAAAAAAAACUUUUUUGAUUCACUGACGCUUAGAGGUCUCGUCCCUGAUGUUGUCGCUUACAGUAGUUUGUUGAAUGGGUUUUGCAAAAAUCUGAACAUAGAAAAAGCUAUGCAAAUGUUUCACGAAAUGACUGGAAAAGGUUUAAAGCCCAAUGUAGUCACUUACAACACCAUGAUACAAGGAUUCUUUCAGGUUGGGCGUUGUAACUCUUUGAUGAGAUGCAUGCACAAGGCCAAAUCCCAAACCAAUACACUUAUCGAAUAGUUUUAGAGGGCCUUUGCAACAAUCGUCAAGUAGAAGAGGCUCUCUCUCUUUUUUUUUUUUUCAUUUGAUGGGUGAUAGCAAGCUUAAUUCUGAUAUUGUUGUGCACAAUAUCCUCAUUGAUGGUGCAGGAAAAUGUGGGAAAGUGGAUAUUGCGAGGGUUCUUCUCCAAGGUCUAAUUGACAAAGGCUUGCAACUUAAUGUUCGUACAUAUAACGUGAGAUCAGUGGUUUUUGUCGGGAAGGUCAGUUGGGGGAAGCAAAGUUAUUGUUUCUUAAAAUGGACGAGAGUGGAUGCCCCCCAGAUAAUGUUACUUACCGUGUUUUUCUCCAAAGAACAAGCACUAUGAUGAUGUAAAGAUGCUUUUAAAGGAAAUGGAUGAUGGAAGAGGUUACUCACUUGAUGCUUCGACUUUAUCAUUAUUUAUAGAUCAGAUAGCAGCUGGUUCUUUAGAUAGAAGUAUGCUUAAGUUGUUAGGUAAGCUUGUCUCAAAAGAAUUAAUGGACCAUCCUAGGUUGUGCACCUGGGAGAGAAACUGAAAUAGUAGUAUAUGUGGGUGGGAUAAGAAAUGGAGACUAUAACUUGCAAAAUGUGGAAAGUGGUGUUCAUGUGUUUGGUCAUCAGACAUUCUGCAUUUAAUGAAUUCACAUCUGUGUUUGUUGUA